UGUUAUUGACUUGGGAUUGGCCCAUAUGGCAUGGAGGUGUUCUGUUAAAUCCUUGGGAUAAAUAGAUUAGGUGGAGGUCAAUGUGAGUCUGGACGGAAGUCGCUCUAAACACGCUUCUCACCGCUUCUGUAGUCCUUACAUGAAAUAUGCACAAAAAAGGAGUAAUUAUGACAGUGCCUACAAUCAAGGUCCAUGGAUUACAAGGCCAUAUGAGAAUAUAUGAGAUCUGAGCAGUACCUACGCUAUUAUGCAGCUAAGGCCAUCAUCCAGGAGGGUAAAAAUACCUCAUCUAAGCUGCUUACGUGGCUCUCUUGGCCUUCUCUCCCAGUUCGCUUCCCUCCUCCCUGUGGAACAUGUUCCUCGUCCUCUCCCAAUUACCCAGUACGUUAUAUCAUCCUGAAAUAAAAUGAGUUUUACGACCAGACAUAAAAAAUUACAGCGGAUACGGUAAACUCGACACUUUCCGUUGACAAUGGCCGUCUUAAAAGUGACAUUUACGAAGACCAAUAGAGACAAACUGGCCCAGGUUUUAUGGGUUUUGAACUGGGUGUCUGUGGUGACUGGAGUGACGCUCUUCAGCAUGGGCUUGUUCUUAAAGGUGGAGAUUGAGAAGAGGCGGGAGCUGAUGUCAAAAGAGAUCGACUCGGUGCCAAACAUGCUUAUCUGUGUUGGCCUGACUGCAUGUGCGAUCAACUUUUUGGGGGGAAAGAUCUGCUAUGACUGUGUGGAUACAACCAAGUUCCUGCGAUGGAAGCUGCUGAUGCUGCCUUACAUCACAUGUACCUUUUUCUUUACGUUCUGCAUCCUCGUGGGUGCCCUGAUGUGCUACAGCAUGCGCAAAGACCUGGAGGAGUCCCUGUAUUUUGGUUUGCGAGAUGCCAUGCGCUACUAUAAAGACACUGACAUGCCGGGACGCUGCUAUAUUAAGCGCACUAUGGACAUGCUGCAGAUGCAGUUUCAGUGUUGCGGUAACGGAGGUUACAGAGACUGGUUUCACAUUCAGUGGAUCAGUAACCGCUACCUGAAUCUCAGCAACAGUGAUGUUGUGGAGCGGAUUCGGAGCAAUGUGGAAGGGAAGUAUCUGAUAGACGGGGUGCCGUUCAGUUGCUGUGGCCUAUAUUCACCCCGGCCCUGCAUUCAGCAUCAAAUCACCAACAACUCAGCGCACUAUAAUUACGACUACUUGAAGGAGGAUCUGAACCUGAACCGACGAGGCUGCCUACAGGCCCUGCUGGAGCACUACACACAGAUCAUGCAGUCCAUCGGGUUAAUCGUUCUCAUCAUUUGGCUUUUUGAGGUGUCUGUGCUGACAGGAGUGCGUUAUCUUCAGACAGCCAUGGAGAACGUGCUGAGGCAGGGAGACCCUGACUGUGAGUCUGACGGCUGGCUUCUGGAGAACAGCAUUGCAGACACUGCACGCUAUAACUUCAACAUCAUUAAGAACCUGGGCAAGUGCUACCAGGUGGAUGACGAUCCCAACAUAGACGUACCGAGCACCAGCCGGCAAAUGCAAGAGAACGUGCCCGUAAAGCAAAUCCCUGAGGCCAGGUAGUAAAAGAGACACUGAGACUUACCCAAGCCAUUCCACAAUGGCAGCCUUGGAGAGGCAGAUCAAGCUCUGCAUUGCAGCCUUUGACCAUUUACUUGAAUCGCACAAAGCGCAAAGGAGGUGAAGAAUGACCUGGAACAUAAAAACAGGCUGAUAAAGGAGAUCUCAAUUGAAAGGCACUCAUUGCAAUGUAAUCCUUGUGCCAUACAAAAGGAAGAGAAUGAAAUAUGCAUUUUUAGAAGCUGAAGGAAAAGCGACAGACAGAUAUUUACAAUAUUUAAUCAAUCAAUGUCAAAUUUACUUGGAUUUACACUUGUGAAAUGGAGUAAAUUCAUUCAACUGACAUGAAUAAGUUAAUAACAGCGGCUAUAAACAAAGAUGGUAAUGGAUGACAAGCUUUCGCGUGCCUCUACCCUGUAAUGAAGAUUAUUUUGUCCAUCUUAAUAUUAUCUGAAUGAUAAACACAUUUCAAAUUAAUCUGAAAAGGGUUUGAUUAUAGGCCUUUGUUCCAUUACUAAAGAGGUAUUACCAUGUGUUAAGCAUAAAAUGCCUUUUGGGAUCCAGCAAGGAUCUUUUUCUCUCUCACUCAGUUGCUUCAUUUGUUUCGUCGUAGGUCUAUAUUUAGUUUCUCUGCUAGUCAAUCAUACAUCUAUUGCUUUGGAGAAUUUCUGCAUCUGAAAAGGAUGAAUUUUGGCUUAGGCACAUUUUUUCAGACAAUUAAUCAGUACAAACAUUGACUUCUGAGCUGCAGCACUGUGUUUAAUAUACUUUGAGUCUACACUGUCUGUUUUAAACCCA
Messenger RNA from Danio rerio (zebrafish), 2347 nucleotides. Lineage: Eukaryota; Metazoa; Chordata; Actinopteri; Cypriniformes; Danionidae. The record is from RefSeq and is a predicted model, not a curated record.